AUGUCAGUUGUUGUGCAAGAAUGUUCUGGAAAGAAAAGAGUCAUGCUGUUGACAAAAGGCGCCGAUGCUACUGUUUUGCCGAUUUUGUCUAACGAGUAUACUACUUCUCUGAAAGGAGAAGAGGAAGUGUUCAAGGCUCAGGAGCACUUGUCUGACUAUGCGAGGGAAGGCCUAAGAACACUUUGUCUGGGGAUCAAGUACUGGAACGAUGAAGACUAUCAGAAGUGGAGAGCUAUUCACGAAGAAGCUGAACUCGAUCCACACCAUCGAGAGAAUUUGCUCAGAGAUAGUACGCUAAAAGCUGAACAGGAUGUUGAUUUAUUAGGCGUGACAGCAAUUGAGGACCGCCUUCAGGAAGGAGUUCCCGAGUGCAUCCAUCUGUUGCGAGAGGCAGGAAUCCGUGUUUGGGUUCUGACAGGUGAUAAGGUGGAAACGGCUGUGAAUAUUGCAUUCUCCUCUAGGCUCUUUUCUUCCGCCAUGGAUCUUCUAAACAUUGGUGCAAACGGUGUACGUUCGGUUUCCGACCUGCUUGACGAGCACCUCAUACGGUAUGGUGAUUUAUCACAAUGUGUAAAUCGCGCUGGAGAAAUUACUGAAGAUGCGGCAUUUGGUUUAGUACUGAACGCAUCCUGUCUUGAUUACUGCUUGGAUCCUCAUAAUGAGGAGCGUUUCGUUCGAUUGCUCAAGAGCUGUCGCAGCGUUUUAUGUUGUCGAGCAACUCCGAUCCAGAAGGCAUCUUUAGUAAAAUUGGCAAAAAAUCGUCUUAAGGGCAAGGUCCUUGCCAUAGGAGAUGGAGCUAAUGACGUGUCUAUGAUCCAAUCUUCUGACGUCGGUGUGGGCCUCUCAGGCCAGGAGGGCAUGCAAGCAGUUAUGGCUAGCGAUUUUGCCAUGGCUCGUUUUCGUUUCCUCGCAAAUCUUCUUCUGGUACAUGGGCACUGGUGCUAUCAGCGAUUAGCUCAAACAAUCCUUUAUUUCUUUUACAAGAAUGCGGUGCGCUUCUUUCACUUGGCUUCUUUGUUGUAA
Molecule: messenger RNA, 1023 nt
Organism: Strongylus vulgaris
Lineage: Eukaryota; Metazoa; Nematoda; Chromadorea; Rhabditida; Strongylidae
Source: the annotation of a GenBank genome assembly